AUGGAAACCGAACGGAUUGACAGCCUCCUGGAGCACUACCUUCAACUCCUACAUGAGUACACUACCCUGCGGGCUGAACUCAGUGGUCUCCAGGCAAGUGUGUAUCAGAACAUUGCACGAGCAAACUUUUGUGCCGAGCGAGGGAUGCGUUAUGGCCAGGACUACUACGAUGACCGCAUGCAAGCUUCCAGAAGGCUAGCGAUCGCUUCUGGUGAUAGUGGUGCACACAAAUUCCACGUGUGCACGGUAGAGCCGGCAUCUCAACCCUCUGGCACCGACGUUAUUGUUUCUGGACCGGAGAGGGGAGACAGCCUUUGUGAGGUUGUCAACGAUGGUGGUGAGUUGCAACAUGGUGAGCAAGAUGCAAAGCCUGUCAAGAAGCAGAAGAAGAAGGAUCCGUUGCAUUGGUUCGGUAUCCUCGCCCCGAUGCCCUUGCGACAAGCCCAAGGGCAGAGCAUCAAGGCAGUAGAGCAGGUCAUACCUAAGCUGGUGGCUAUCAAUGCCGAGAUGGCCGAGGUGGAGAUUGAAGUUCGCAGGGCGCGCAAGAGACGGGUCAAGACUGAAGCGGCGGCACAGAAGCAGCAGGAAAGCGUCACGAACAAGGAGAUCGUGGCAUGA
Messenger RNA from Pseudomassariella vexata, 618 nucleotides. RefSeq lists its product as uncharacterized. NCBI's taxonomy places the organism in Eukaryota, Fungi, Ascomycota, Sordariomycetes, Amphisphaeriales, Pseudomassariaceae. Bases 1 to 618 code for a protein of 205 amino acids. The record is from RefSeq and is a predicted model, not a curated record. Gene Ontology annotation, biological process: vacuolar proton-transporting V-type ATPase complex assembly. Gene Ontology annotation, cellular component: Vma12-Vma22 assembly complex; extrinsic component of endoplasmic reticulum membrane. The transcript has a single exon.